GACUAGUUAAGCCUCAAACACGCAUGUAAACUGACUGUUUUUAAAUCUUGCAUCUUAAAAAAACACACACCCAUCUUCCCCGCUCGGCUGCGUGCGGGCCGGGCCUUCUUGUGCUGAAUAAAACAUCAAUCUGGGGGAAAUAUGAGUAAAAAUAGUCAUGCAAUAUCCGAGACUAUGGAGAGAAAAAGAAAUACGAUUUCAAUAAGAAUGGAACUGUGUGCUCCUUUCACUCUCAUUUAACGGCUCUUCUGUGGCACACUUGAUGGAAAUGGGAACGGCUCCUGACUGUGAUGUGCUUCCCACAAGCCAGCCGAGAAAUAAUAAUCCUUUGCGUGUGUGUGUUUUACCAGCAAGCAAGCAGAAAGGAAGCUGCAUGACAAUAUGCUUAUGGCUGAUAUUUAUAGUAAGUGUGUGUCAGCUCAUUGGGCACAGAGAGGCAAGAAAAGCCAAUGCAAUAUUUAAGCAAGUGAGGACAGAGGGAAUACUGUAGCGGUGGGCGCCAUCGAUCCACGGGUCAUUGUAAUUCACCGUUCGUCCUUGUGUGAACAAAAAAUGAAGUGUGUGAAUCUGGGUUUGCUGAGGCGGGAACUUGUUUACGAGUAAUAAGACUCUACACUUGUUUUAGUUGUAUUUUAUACAAUCUACUGUGAUAUUCAUUUUUCCAGAUGGAAAAAAAAGAAAGACAUUUAUUUGAGGGUGGUAUCUAUUUGUCAAAUUAAAUGGACAUCACACAUCUUGAUUAUAACCAAGUCAUUCAAGUUCACACAUCCACGCAAUUAUUUGCACAUAAAACAAAUGAAGCAGUGUUAUUGUGAUCAGUCACGCGGUCUUUAAGAGAAAGAGAGGCAUCCAUUAAAUGUUGAGUGGCAUUUAUUUAUGGUUGCUGUCCCCAGUGCUGCUCUCACUGUUGCUGCAUUUCUGCUGAGUAAGUGUCCCUUCAACAAAUACUCCCAAGUCAGUUCAGUCCAAGCUGCAAUGCAGCACUCAGCAAUGACUCAGUGUUAUGUCUGCAGAAAAACACACACAAAAAGUAAUCAUUCCCCAAAUUAUCAUUUUGUUUUGCACAAGAACCUCACAAAUGCCAGAUGUGAAUGUAUAUAAAUGAACAAUAUGUGUAUGAUUGUGGCUGUGGGGAAAAAAAGUGAGAGGGGACGGGUCUGUGCAUAGAUUGGAAGGAGUACUACUGCCCUCUAGUGGAGUGGAGACAGCAGCAGGCAAGUGAACGUUGAAGUUGAAUGCGUCGUUGCUGCCGUCAAACGACUUUGCAAGCUGUGGUAAAAUCGGCAGACACGCUGCCAAAUAUUAAAUUCGACGGUUUUUUAUGUGGCGCAGUAAAAAUCUGAUAUUAUUGCAGCUGUGGUCAGAAAUGUUUGGACAUUGGCUGGCAGCAAAGAGCUCAACUAUGGGAAAACGUCUGACGUAACUUGUGUGGCAAUCAUCACGCACGCACGGAGCUGUUUACAUUUGGUUACCGUCUUCUCAUUUUUUUUUCACCGGCAGUGGAGUGGAAACAUUCACACAAUGGAUGUUGCAAAUGUGCUUGGACGUGGAUGCGGUAAGCGGAUUCAACAUUUAACAGCCGAGGAGGUCGAGAGGCUGGCCGUGAUGCGAUCCGAGACGUUGGUUUCCGGCGCCCACACGCCGCCCAUCCGAUGUCGGAGCAGGCUGGCCACGCUGGGCCGCCUCCUCAAACCCUGGAAAUGGAGGAAGAAGAAGAGCGACAAGUUCAAGCAGACUUCGGCCGCACUGGAGAGGAAGAUGUCCAUGCGCCAGACUCGAGAUGAGCUGAUCAAGAGGGGAGUGCUGAAGGAGAUCUUUGAAAAAGCAACAGGUGAAUUUCGCUCCUCCAUGGACGGCGGAGUCUGCGCUCAGGAGCCCCCCAUCAAGUCGUCCAUGCUCCUAGCCCCCAAGAAGUCUGUCAGCUACGCAGGCGACCUUCAGGACAACCCCGCCAAGCCGCCGCUGUACCACAAACAGCCGCCGGCUCUCCCUCCCAAGCCUUUUGCUCGCAUCCCAAACCAUUGCACAGAUUCUUGCCAGCCAAUGAAGUUGCCCUGCAUGCCCGGGGCAAAGCACUCGCCGCCCCUCCCGCCCAAAAAAGUCAUGAUUUGCGUGCCUCUGGGGGGACUGGACUGCGCCACGUCCCCGUCUCCCUCCCCCAACCCCCUCGGCGCUGUGUCCCAAAAGUGCGGCCUAGCCCAGGUGAUGCCGGGCCACCACGGCAGCCUGCUGCCCUCUCAGUUGGCCGCGCUGUCGGCUCUCCACCAGAACCACGGUCAUCCUCUGCAGCUACAGUACGGCAGCUUGCACGGGCCGAGCCGCAUCAUCGAGGAGCUCAACAAAACGCUGGCGCUGUCCAUGCAGAGGUUUGAGAGCUCUUUGCUACACGUCAGCAGUCAGUGCGCUCCUCAGGACAGACGGGAAGUGCCGUCGGUCAUCGUUGACUACGAAGACGACAAGGAAAACAUGCCCAGCGAGUCCGACUAUGAAGAUCUGCCGAGCAUGUACAAGGAUGAGGAUGACGUGGAUGACGAUGACUACGAUGAGGACGACGACUCCAUAUUUACAAGCACGCUGGCUCAGAAAGUACUCCGCAAAGACUCGCUGGCUAUCAAGCUGAGCAACCGUCCGUCCAAGAGGGAGCUGGAGGAGAAGAACAUUCUGCCAGUGCAGACGGAUGAGGAGCGGCUGGAGUCCAGGCAGCAGAUUGGCACCAAACUCACGAGGCGCUUGAGUCAGAGACCGACGGCAGAAGAGCUGGAGCAGAGGAAUAUCCUCAAACCACGCAACGAGCAGGAGGAAAUCGAGGAGAAGCGGGAGAUCAAGCGACGGCUGACUCGCAAGCUGAGCCAGAGGCCCACCGUGGAGGAGCUCAGACUGGCCAAAAUCCUCAUCCGAUUCAGCGACUACGUGGAGGUCUCAGACGCCCAGGACUACGACCGACGGGCGGAUAAGCCCUGGACCCGACUCACCGCGGCUGACAAGGCAGCUAUACGAAAAGAGCUCAACGACUUCAAGAGCAACGAGAUGGAAGUGCACGAGUCGAGUCGUCAUUUAACCAGGUUUCACCGACCAUAGUUGACCAUCGCUGCGUCAAGCGGUGCUGCAGGGGUAGAACCUUAAGUGCUGGACAGUCAAACGGUGCCCGUUUUCUUUGAUAAGGUCAAUGCCUUUUUGCCCCCCCCCCCCCCCCUUCUAGACAACCCCGUCGGUACGACACCCACCAACCAGUUAAGCCACCACCCGCUGUAGUAGCACGUCCCGUCACUUCAGCCAACCCGUUUUGUGGAAUUAGCUCACUGAAACGUCGCCACGCUGAGCUCUCAGGUAGGCGCUCAGCUGUCCGUUUACUGGCUGGAGACAGAACAUCCCCCCCCCCCCACCAUGCUCCUGAACUGUGCAGGAGGAUGCAGCGUUACCACAAGGGGGGGGCCAUCCAUCUUCCACCGCAUUGGCGGGGAGAACGUCAUGUCACUAUGUGCAAUACAGUAUUUGAUUUGGUUGCAACGCUAUAGCGCCCUCUACAGUUCUGUCCUUCCCAUGUCCUGUACUGUACCGACAAUGUUGUCAUCCAAAUCGCUAACUGUGAAUCCGGGGGGGGCGGGUUGCUCUCUCCAAAUGUACAUUUUGUUUAUAUUGAUCAAGUCACAAAUUAUAUUUCAUUCACUCGUGUCAGAAAUGUGUACAUUUUAUGUAAAAAAAAAAAAAAAAAAAAUGCAUCUGACCGAUGUGCAUAUGUUUUAUAUUUCAUUUUUUAAAAUAUUUUUGGGGGGAGAUCGAGGCUUAAAUGUAGAUGUCGCUGGUCUUUGGGUGGAAGUAUUUUGAAAUAAUACCAAGAGCAAGACUAAUUGCAGUGUUCUUUGUCUUUUUUUUUUUUUUAUUAGUAUUUAUCCCUCAUAACCUGCAUUGUAUGCUUUCUUUUUACAAGUUGAACAAUAUGCCACUGUCUUUUUUUUUUUUUUUUUUAAACAGUGCUUAUGCAGUUUAUGCAUUAUUAUUUUCUACAGCAUUGUGCCAGGAUGAAGUUUCCUGCUGUCAUCUCCACUGAGCCAAUUCGAUAUCUGCCUCUGUACAAAUUGAACAUAGCCACAAUUCUGGACAAUAAGUGCAUUUUAAUGGACUGAUUUUUAAACUUCCUCAUUCAAGUCAUUUGCACUGCCACUAAAGCUUUGUGGGCACUCCAUGUUUUUUUUUCUGUAAUACAUUGAAUUAAGAUGUGAAUUGUAUGUCAGGUUUGGGAAAUAUAGUAUGUCUUCUCCCUUGGAGAUUAAUUUCAAGCUGUGUGGUUUGCAUGGGUGUUGUAUUCAUUUGGAGCACAGGUCAGUUCACUUUGUAAAAAAGUUUUGCCGGUCUACUAGCCUCACUAAUAUUCAAAACAAAAAAAGGAAGGAAAAUGCACUCCGCAAUAACUUUUUCCUUCUCAUAUGGAAAUUGGACACCCUCAAUACAUUUCAAAGUGUUAUUCCACUCCCUCACCCUCGGCCAACCCUUUUGGAAUACAGAAUGCCAUGUAAAAGAUACGUAUUGCAAAUUAAAAUCCCAUUUCUG
Messenger RNA from Syngnathus typhle (broad-nosed pipefish), 4548 nucleotides. Its product is annotated as phosphatase and actin regulator 1-like. The transcript is spliced from 12 exons. Gene Ontology annotation, molecular function: actin binding. The record is from RefSeq and is a predicted model, not a curated record. NCBI's taxonomy places the organism in Eukaryota, Metazoa, Chordata, Actinopteri, Syngnathiformes, Syngnathidae. Gene Ontology annotation, biological process: cell motility; stress fiber assembly. Bases 1522 to 3078 code for a protein of 518 amino acids.